Molecule: messenger RNA, 3026 nt
Organism: Vigna unguiculata (cowpea)
Lineage: Eukaryota; Viridiplantae; Streptophyta; Magnoliopsida; Fabales; Fabaceae
Product: kinesin-like protein KIN-7E
Biological process (GO): microtubule-based movement
Molecular function (GO): ATP binding; microtubule motor activity; microtubule binding
Source: RefSeq, a predicted model, not a curated record
UAUACUAUGGGUUUUUGGUGACACUAGUUUACUCAAAGCACUAAACUUUGAACUCUGAGGAAGUUACUUGUGUUGUUGAGUAAGCGGCACUGAGGUGCCAUGUAGCGAAAUCUGAAUAGAGAGAUCAAUGCGUGCGUUGAUUUUAGUUUGUUUUACUCUUGGGAUGUUCGUGACUUAUUGAUUCGCAUUUGUGGUUAAGCUUUCGGUUGCGGUUCGCUCACCGUCAGAGGAAGACGUUAAAGGACAGAAAAAAGCUGAAGUGAGAAAUGGGAGCUGUUACUGGAGAAGAGUUGGUUAAAUGGGAGAAGAUGGGAGGAAUGGGAGGCCAUGAAGAGAAGAUUCUGGUGUUAGUGAGGUUGAGGCCUUUGAAUCAGAAAGAAGUUGAUGCGAAUGAAGUAGCAGAUUGGGAAUGCAUCAAUGACACUACCAUCUUAUACCGGAACACCCUUCGGGAAGGUUCCACGUUCCCAAGCGCCUAUACCUUUGACAGAGUAUUUCGGGGUGACUGUUCCACAAAGCAGGUAUAUGAAGAAGGGGUCAAAGCAAUUGCUCUUUCAGUUGUUGGUGGAAUCAAUUCAAGUAUUUUUGCGUAUGGGCAAACAAGUAGUGGAAAGACAUAUACGAUGAUUGGAAUAACUGAAUAUGCUGUAGCAGAUAUUUUUGACUAUAUAAGAAAGCAUGAAGAAAGAGCAUUUGUAUUGAAGUUCUCAGCAAUUGAAAUUUACAACGAAAAUAUUAGGGACCUCCUCAGCAGUGAGAACACACCACUAAGGCUGCGUGAUGAUCCUGAGAGAGGACCUAUUAUAGAGAAACUUAUAGAAGAGACUCUGCGGGACUGGACGCAUUUGAAAGAGCUUCUAUUAUUCUGUGAAGCACAGAGACAGGUAGGAGAGACAUACCUCAAUGACAAGAGUUCUCGAUCUCACCAAAUCAUCAGACUGACAAUUGAAAGUUCUGCCAGAGAAUUCAUGGGUAAAAGCAGCUCAACCACCCUAGCUGCUACUGUGAAUUUUGUUGAUUUGGCAGGGAGUGAGCGUGCAUCUCAGGCAUUAUCUGCUGGGUCCAGAUUGAAAGAAGGCUGUCAUAUAAAUCGGAGUUUACUCACUCUUGGAACAGUCAUUCGUAAACUUAGUAAGGGAAGACAAGGACACAUUAAUUACAGAGAUUCUAAGCUGACACGCAUAUUGCAGCCUUCCUUAGGUGGGAAUUCUAGAACAGCCAUCAUUUGCACUUUGAGCCCCGCACGUUGUCAUGUUGAGCAAACUAGAAACACCCUUCUUUUUGCUUGUUGUGCAAAACAAGUGACCACUAAAGCACAGGUUAAUGUAGUGAUGUCUGAUAAAGUAUUGGUCAAGCAGCUGCAAAAAGAGGUAGCCAGAUUGGAGAGUGAGUUGAGAACUCCUUGUCCACCUUCAACAAAUUGUGAUUGUGCAGCAAUUAUGAGAAAGAAAAAUCUCCGAAUAGAAAAGAUGGAGAGGGAGAUUCAGGAGCUAAUUAAGCAACGUGAUCUUGCUCAAUCUCAGGUUGAGGAUUUGCUGCGCAUGGUUGGAAAUGAUCAAAACUCUAAAAAAGAAAGGGUCGACACCUGGGAAGAUGAAGAUUCAAUAUCAGAAUCAUCAAGCAUUUAUCCUUCUGAUUUACGGAUUGGAGAAUUCAACAAUCCUCACUACAUCAAUGAAAACGGUGAAAGUAGUCCUGAUAAACAUCCUGAUGAAUACUGCACUGAAAUUCAAAGUGUUGGAUUGGAGGAAUCGAGUAAAGAUGGCUUGGAAUAUCCUGACCCGGUGUUGGCAUUAACAUGGUAUGCAGAUGAAAAUGUAACAAGUCAGGAGAUUCUGACUCCUGUGGCUGAAGAUAGUGAAGAGAGACUGAACCAAGACAAUGCAACAGAUGGUGUUUUGGAGCAGAGUAAUGAUUCUCCUCUGUCUAUGUCAGGAACAGUGUCAAAUUGUAGGAAUCUUAAAUUAACAAGGAGCUGGAGUUGUAGAGAAUUCUAUACGACUGGUUCUCCUGGGAAUGUGGGAGAAAUUGUGAGGACUCCGGCCAGUAGUUUUGAAAAAUGCUUCCCUGGAAGACCAGAUGGAUUACCGAGAAAGUUCCUUCCAUUAACUUAUAGUGCUUCCACAAAAUUCUCAAUGAAUGGCUCUCCGCCUUCAAUUGGAACUCCUUCUACGGAUGAUUUAAGAACCAACAGCACAAGAACAUCCACUAAUGAAGAUAUUACUAGCCUCCAAACUUUUGUUGCAGGGAUGAAGGAAAUGGUCAAACUUGAGUAUGAGAAGCGUCUUGUUGACGAUGAUCAGGUUAAGGAGGCAGAGACAACAUAUUUCAGAUUUGAAAAGAACAUGAAGGAUGUCGGCGUGGAUUCAACGUUAGAGGCAGGUGGAGGUCCUGUGGAAUGGCCUCUACAAUUCAAGCAGCAGCAGACAGAAAUAUUGGAACUGUGGGAAGCCUGCAAUGUAUCGUUGUUCCACAGGACUUACUUUUUUCUUUUGUUCAGGGGUGAUCCGACAGACUCUAUUUACAUGGAGGUGGAGCGAAGAAGAUUAUGUUUUCUGAAAGGAACAUUUGGCGGCGGAAAUCAGUGGGUGAAGGAUGGUCCCACAGUUACACUGGCUUCAAGUGCAAAGGGUGUGGAGAGGGAGAGAGAGACGCUGGUGAAGCUUAUGAAGAGAAGGCUAUCAGAGGAAGAGAGACAGAAGGUUUUCGGGAAAUGGGGCAUUGCAUUGGAUUCAAAGCGCCGGAGGAAGCAACUGGCGAAUCGCGUAUGGAGCAACACCGAUAUGAAGCAUGUGAUGGAGAGUGCUGCGGUUGUUGCCAAGUUAGUGAGGUUCACUUGGCAGGGUGAUAAUGCCCUUAAGGAGAUGUUUGCGCUUAGCUUCUCACCUCAUCGAAUGUCAUGUUCCUCCAAGACUCUUUUCUAGGCCUUCUUCAACCAUUUAUUUAUCUACUGCUACAUUACAUUAUUGUAACUAUCAUUCACGCUCCUUUCGUCGUUGCAAUGCAAAUGGAACCACCUUAUACAA